Leptomonas pyrrhocoris is the source of this 1037-nucleotide messenger RNA. RefSeq lists its product as hypothetical. The record is from RefSeq and is a predicted model, not a curated record. Lineage: Eukaryota; Euglenozoa; Kinetoplastea; Trypanosomatida; Trypanosomatidae. Bases 174 to 1037 code for a protein of 287 amino acids. The transcript has a single exon.
AGAACGAUUUUACACUACUACGUAUCUCAGGUGGACGCUCUUUCCACGCUUGGCGUCUUUGUCGGUGCCUCACGCACCUCUUUCCUGCAACAGUUGCACCUACAGAGCAGUCACAAGGCUACAAGGUUUCGUGCGAAAGGGAAAAGAGGGGUAGCGUCAACUCUCCCUCUGCCAUGAUCGUUUCUCACAGUUCGCUGAGUGAAGGAGCUCAGCGCGUGGAGCAGGACCGGGGGCGGGACUUUUUUCGUCUACUCUUUCUUUUCGAUCGCGCGCGUCUCUCCCUCGCUCUACCCGUCACCAGCGUGGACUGGAAGCUCACGCUCGACUGCCUGGAUGAGAUGAACUAUCGCUACGCCGACUACGCCUUUCUGCUCGGGUUCACGGCCACGUACGUCCUCCGCAACCGCGGGGGGCGGACGUUUCUCUCGCGGUUUCGCCUUCCGAUCUACGCGGGGCUCGUAAUGUACGACUUGGAGCUGCGGCUGGCCACCCCCGCACCGGCGUUGCAGUACUGGAACUCGAUUUGUACCCUCGAUAGCGGGCUGGGCCGCGUGGCGCGUGCCCUGCACACACCAAGGUGCUUUUACGAGGUGGCCUCCGACCCACAGGAGAGCCACAGCGACGCCGCCUCCUCUUUCUCCGCGUUGCAUGGUGGGACGCGCACCUCUUUUUUCUCGUGGCUCAUGGCGGAUCUGUGCUACGGAGCGCAGUCCUUGCUGCUGAAGAAUGUGGGCUCGUACGUCUUUGACGGCUCGUGCUGGCGUCACCGCCGCAGCGACAACGUCGAAGUGACCGCCCUGGUGGUGAACAACCGUUUCUUCCGUUGGCCGAUUAUUGAGUCGUGCAAAGGGCAGAAAAUGGAGGGAACGGAGUACAACAUUAACAUGCAGUGGCUACCGACACCGGUGGCGGAUGAUAACAUCCGUCGAUCGUUUCAGUGUCACGACUUGAUCAUGGAAAAGUCGACGGUAGGAGGGAAGUUGUGGUACAAGACCUAUUUUGCACUGCUCCGGUUGUUUGGACUGGAAUCGUUGUAA